Cynocephalus volans (Philippine flying lemur) is the source of this 1596-nucleotide messenger RNA. Its product is annotated as flavin-containing monooxygenase 3. The coding region runs from base 1 to 1596 and encodes 531 amino acids. The record is from RefSeq and is a predicted model, not a curated record. The transcript has 8 exons. Gene Ontology annotation, molecular function: flavin adenine dinucleotide binding; NADP binding; N,N-dimethylaniline monooxygenase activity. Lineage: Eukaryota; Metazoa; Chordata; Mammalia; Dermoptera; Cynocephalidae.
AUGGGGAAGAGAGUGGCCAUCAUUGGAGCUGGUGUCAGUGGGUUGGCCUCCAUCAGGUGCUGCUUGGAAGAGGGGCUGGAGCCUACCUGCUUUGAGAGAAGCAACGACAUCGGGGGGCUGUGGAAAUUCUCGGACCAUGCGGAGGAGGGCAGGGCUAGCAUUUACCAAUCAGUCUUUACCAACUCUUCCAAAGAGAUGAUGUGUUUUCCAGACUUCCCAUAUCCUGAUGACUUCCCCAACUUUAUGCACAACAGCAAGAUCCAGGAAUAUAUCACUGCAUUUGCCAAAGAAAAGAACCUCCUGAAAUACAUACAAUUUAAGACAUUUGUAUCCAGUGUAAAUAAACGUCCUGAUUUCUCAGUCACUGGCCAAUGGGAUGUUAUCACUGAAAAGGAUGGUAAAAAAGAAUCAGCUGUCUUUGAUGCUGUAAUGAUUUGUUCUGGACAUCAUGUGUACCCCAAUCUACCAAAAGAGUCCUUUCCAGGACUAAAACGUUUCAAAGGCAAAUGCUUCCACAGCAGGGAUUAUAAGGAACCAGAGGUAUUCAAGGGAAAGCGGGUCCUGGUGAUUGGCCUGGGGAAUUCGGGCUGUGAUAUUGCUGCAGAAAUCAGCCGAACAGCUGAAAAGGUCAUAAUCAGCUCCAGAAGUGGCUCCUGGGUGAUGAGCCGGGUCUGGGAUGACGGCUACCCUUGGGACAUGCUAUUCAUCACCCGAUUUGAAACCUUCCUCAGGAACCAUUUACCAACCACCAUCUCUGACUGGUGGUACGUGAAGCAGAUGAAUGCAAAGUUCAAGCACGAGAACUAUGGCUUGAUGCCUCAAAAUGGAACCCUGAGGAAAGAGCCUGUGUUUAAUGAUGAGCUCCCAGCUCGCAUUCUAUGUGGCGCUGUGACCAUUAAGCCCAAUGUGAAAGAGUUCACGGAGACCUCAGCCAUUUUUGAGGAUGGGACUGUGUUUGAGGCUAUUGACUCUGUCAUCUUUGCAACAGGCUAUAGUUUUGCCUACCCCUUCCUCGAUGACUCCAUCAUCAAAGGCAGAAACAAUGAGGUCACCUUGUUUAAAGGCAUCUUCCCUCCUCUACUGGGGAAGUCAACCUUGGCAGUGAUUGGCUUUGUCCAGUCCCUUGGAGCUGCCAUCCCCACAACUGAUCUCCAGGCCCGCUGGGCAGCAAAAGUAAUAAAAGGAACUUGUACUUUGCCUUCUGAGAAAGAUAUGCUGAGUGAUAUUGAUGAGGAAAUAGAGGAAAAGAUCAAACAGUUUGGCAAAAGCGACACCAUAUGUACGGAUUACGUCAAUUAUAUGGAUGAACUCGCUUCCUACAUUGGAGCAAAGCCCAGCAUCCCAUGGCUUUUUCUCACAGAUCCCAGGUUGGCCGUGGAAGUUUUCUUUGGCCCUUGUAGCCCCUACCAGUUUAGGCUGGUGGGCCCAGGGAAGUGGCCAGGAGCCAGAAAUGCCAUCCUGACCCAGUGGGACCGGUCGUUGAAACCCAUGCAGACACGAGUUUCUGGGGGUCUUCAGAAGCCUUGCUUAUUCUUCCGUUGGCUCAAGCUCCUUGCUAUUCCUAUUCUGUUCAUUGCUGUUCUUGUGUUCAUCUGA